AUAUUUCGUAGUGUAGGGAACUAGACUAAAGUUAAAUGUGAAGCUUGUAAAUUAUUCUUAUUAUUGAGCAUAUUUGCAGAGAAAGCUUAUAAGUGAAUGAGUAUCUCUACUGGCAACAUAGUAAGUGGGGGUCAUACCAGCUUUUUAUAAUGCCAGUAGACCUAAACAAGCUGACUGAAGGGUGGCUGGAGCUGGAAAGUGAUCCAGGGUUGUUUACAUUGCUUUUGGAGGACUUUGGAGUAAAAGGAAUUCAAGUGGAGGAAAUUUAUGAUCUCCAAAAACCAAUUGAAGGACCUGUUUUUGGCUUCAUUUUUCUUUUCAAGUGGAUAGAAGAGCGCAGGUGUCGCCGGAAAGUAGUUGUCACAGAAGAGAGUUUUGUAGAAGAUGAAGCAACAGUCAAUUCAAUAUUUUUUGCUCAGCAGGUUGUACCAAACUCUUGUGCAACUCAUGCUCUGCUUAGUGUCUUAUUAAACUGUUCUAAGAUACAUCUGGGGCCAACACUGACACGGCUAAAAGAACAUACUAAGAACAUGAGUCCAGAGGAACAUUGCAGUGGUGUGGAAGGAGGUGUAGUUUCUUUUCACAACUUAGCAGUGCCACAACAGGGAGGUACAUUCACCACUUCGGGUACUUUGCCAGCAUCUGAUGCUGUAUUUUCAGGUGCAGGCGACCCAUUUGGGAAUAUAUUGUUGCUCAUUCGCCGGGAGAUUGAGUGGUAUAUGAGCCAACCUCUUUUGGCUACUUCUGCCCCACUUCCUCCUGAGCCUUUCAAGCUGGUCCAGGCUGAUGAUGAUUUUGAUCGUUUGUCGCCCUCCUCCUACCCUCGCAUGGAUGUUGGUGCCCAGCAAGUGAGAGCUGAACCACGUCAUCUUCAAGAAAAAUCUGUUGGAAUUCCAACUGGACGCACAAUUGAAGCAUUUCACUUUGUUAGCUACGUUCCUAUUGAUGGUCGCCUGUUUGAGUUGGAUGGACUGAAACCUUAUCCAAUCGACCAUGGUAAAUUAUCUGUUACAAAUGGAAUUGCAUAUGAACAGAAACUUCGAACAUUAAAAACAAACAGACAGAUAGUUUUGGAAGCUCUUCAGCAACUUGUAAAGUUAACUCAUCCUGAACUGACAUCUGAUGACCAUGCUGAAUAUCUGGCUGCUGUCAAUGAUGGAAAAUCUUCAAAUCCUAACCAAGAUUUGGUAUUAUCAGAGUGUGUUCAACCAAUGCCCGACCUCAGCACUCCAGUGAAGCUAAGGUCAGCCCAACAGAAUGAGACCUCACCCUUCCCAAAGCUUCCUCCUGCUUUGGAUAGUCACAAUUAUGCAAAAAGUCCCAUGAUGGAAGGUGUUGGUAAUGUUCCUUCUCAACUUCGGCCUCGCUAUGAAGAUCUGAGUGGUUCAGACUAUAGUGAUGAUGAAGAUGUCAUGGAGAUUGAUAUUAGUAAUUCACAAAAUGAAAGUGGGGCAGAGAAUUUUUUAGGGGAGAGAGAACCACCAAGCAUGAAGUCCCUCUCAAUUAAUACCAGAGCUGAAUUGAUGAGACCUCUAACCAUUCAGACAAAGUUUCAAGCAUCUCCCACACCAAGUGCAUCCAGCACAGACACUUCUUCUGAAGCUGGUAGUGCUUUUAAUUCUCCUGUAAGAUCAGCUAAUUUGGGAUCAACACAGAACAGCCCUUCUUCUCUGUGCAAGGGUAAAGGUCCUGAAAACCAUGUAUUCGAAGACAUGAAAGAUAUAAAAAGAUUUGUUGUAAUACGUGUUACGGGAAGUGAUAACUGUGUACACAAAAGUGAAGAAGGAUUUUGUGAAGAUAUUACAGAAAGUAAGAAACGACAGAGAGAAAGUUAUCCACAAAGUAGUGUCAGUAACAUUGGUGAAAGGAGUAUAGCGCAAAAAAAACGGUCAGUGGUGAAAGAGAUGGGAGACCAGGCUUCCACUGAUGAAAACUCCCCUAAAACUGAUGAGACAACCAAACUUAGAAGUGAAGUGGAUAAUGCAGAUGAACCAGGGGACUUUAUAAUAGGGUCCAAAUCUAUAAAAGAUGACAGAAAAAGUAAAGUUCAUGGGAAGAGUAAACAAAAUCUGCACCUUGAGGAACCUCAUCAGUUUGCUCCUAAGGAUCUUUUAGCUCUUCUGAAAACAGUGGAAGGAGAAAUUAAAGUCUGUGAAAAUAACCUUAAAGAUGAGAUAGAGAAAAGAAAGAAAUAUAAGGUCGACGACUGUCGGAGGACUCACAACUAUGACCAGUUUAUUUGCACUUUCUUGUCGAUGCUUGCUGAGAAAGGUAACUUGGCAGAUCUCAUUGAACAACAGUCUUUAAUAAAGAAAAGACAAGGAUCUAGUUCAGACCAUCAUAAGAUCAAAAAGAAGGUUGAUCGGCGUAGAAAGACCCGGCAGAAGAAAAGAAAAUGAAAAUACAAUAAUUUCAUUUACGUGAUCAAGUCUUGAAAUACUUUGAGCUGUCAUUCUACAUCCAUUUCUUUAAUACCAUUUGAAAAGUAUUGAUAAAUACAGGAUAUUUGAUUUUAAAGAUUCUAAGUACUUUCCAGAUCUUGAAAUAAACUAAAUUUCAGGAUACAUGUGUGCCAAGAUAGCCAGUAAGGCAUUACCAAGGCUUUAGAAAUGGACCAUAAAUUUUAUUCUAGUAUCAAGGGUUUCAUUGUGGAGUAUGCAUUAAUAGUUAACUCCAAGGCUUUAGAUGUGGAGUGUUAAAGCCUUGGAGAUAUUGAUAAUAUUUCAAUACAUGGAGAACAAAUAAUAGAGUUUGAAACAAAAGCAGGUAUCUGUAAGUUAUUGUUCUGUCUCAUUGUAUUAUGAUGCAUAUGUUUAUAUUAUACUUUUUUUUUACAUUUAUUGUGUACUUUUUAUGUACUAUCCAUUUGUUUAUAUUACAUUUCACAUGUGUUCACAAUGUACUAUUGUUUAACUGUACUGUCUGCUGACAUUCUACUUUCCCUUUUCAUGUAUAUUGUACUAUUCUUUCGAUAUGGUCUCACCUCGAUCUUUUUUCUGCCCUAUAAGCAUUGCUAAAAACAUUUUGUGCUUAGAGCACCAGUCUAUAUACCUCAUCAAUUCCAUGCUAUUUUUAACAUGUACAUAACAUGUGACUACUCUACACCAAUAGUAUUGUAUCACCAUAUUGGUGCAGCUAGUUCCUUCUAAUAUUACUGCUCAAUCCUCACUUUCUCGAUUGGCACUACAUCAUUCAGAUCUGUGUUUUUUCACGGGUGACUACAGUUUGAUUGUGCUUUGUGGUUAACCACAGUUUUGUUUUUCUAUAUUUGAUUUCAAUUGUUUCUUGUUCCCGAAUUCUAAGUAAACUUAGUAUGAAUUCAAGGUUCCAUGUCUCUGAAACAGAAAUUCCCAUGACAGUUGACAAUGCAUAUAGUACGACUUCCCAGGACUCAGGUUUGAAUUUAUCUGCAGAGUAAGUGCAGGCCUUAAAUCGCAGGGAGCUAGUCAUAUAUUUGGGCAGCGAUCUCUACCCCUUUUCAACCUGACCAUGAAAAAUACCAUCAAGAUGACGACAGUUGGGACUCUCUUUUUCCAGCACCUUAUUUUGGUCAGACACAAUCUACACUUCUUCAGGAUAUUUCACUUUCCACCCCUUUUUUCAACUUGUUAAUCAUGUAUGUGAUAUUUUACACAUUCCCUAUCACCUAUGAUGCCUCCCCUUCCAUAUUGGGUCGUGUUCCAUCUUCUGAAUUUUGUUCAUGAGAUCAUGUUCAGAGAUUUUCUGACCAACUUCAGUCGAGUAUUGGUAUGCUCCUUCUCCUUCAGAUGCAUAUUUGGAUUCUCUACUUCCCCUUUGGGGUUUGAAUCCUGGGGCUUCAGUUCAUUUUAAUUAGGCUCAAUUUUCAAGGAUUUGCCUUUUCCUCUCAUCCCUUUUAUGUUACUAGUCUUCCCUCCAUUUAUCGUCUGAGGCUUUUUGACCACUCCCCUGACUUUUUUCAGAUGAACUCGGGGCCCUUCUUUGGUCUACUAUGGCUCAUUUAUCGGCCUCUGCCCUUUCCCUUAAUACCUGUCACUUGUUGGGGAGGGAUGCAUUACUUGCAGGGGUGUAUCUUCCCCGUUCAUCCCUGUGAGAUCUGCAUCAGGCCCACUUCCUAUACAAUACCAUAUUUGGAGGUCAUCCUAAUUCCUUGGAAUCCAGGAUUGAUGUGGUUAGAUUGCAUUCUUACUUGUCUUCUCUGACCACACACAUUUAUCUCACCCUCCUGCUUCUUCUCAUGGUUUGUUUUACCUCUUGCUCCUACAAUGGUUUUGAGAGUUUGGCUGAAUUCUCACUUCCUCUUCGUAAUUCCAGUUGGGGUUUGUGAGUAUAUGUAACAUGGUCCACAUGCCAUAGCCACUACGUUUAUGUUACACUGUAUUUGAUUUUAUCUCUUUUGCUCCUGCUAAUGCCAAGGACUAGUUAUGGAACCUCUUCUUUCCAUUUGAGGUUGUGUGUCUACGUUGUUCAUUCAGUUUAUAUUUUACUAUGUAUUGCACUUGUGCACAUCCUUUUUUUCUACCUGUAUCAGAUUAAUUUCCUCCUUCAAAGGUGAAUAGCAUACCUGUUCCAGAUGUAGUGUGGUACUCCACGUGUGCUUCAGUUUCAUAUCAGAGCACACAAAUUCAUUCUGGGUGGUUGCUUUCUACUUGGUUUCAAUGUUGAGUGCCUACACUGGCUCUUCCACCUUUGCAAUGUGUGAUUCUAGCUUUGUAUGAGUAGAGGUAAGACCAUAGCAGAAGUUAACGUUUUUCUUACACUGAAAAUAAAUUUCUGAUAGGUACUUACCUUCCCUCCCCACUGCCAGUAUUAUUCUUUUAGAGCUGGAAUAGCAGAGGUAGCUGCGCCAUUGUAGGUGGCACAAUACUAUUGGUGGAGGGUAGUCACAUGAUAUGUACAUUUUAAAAAAUGGCACAAAAUGGAGGGGGAUAUAUUGACUGGUGCACUGAGCACGAAAAGCUUUUAGUAAUGCUUAGAGUACAGAAAGAAAAUAAAGAUUGCUUUGUGUGAGAGAAGGUAAGUACCUAUCAGAAAUACCUUUUCAGUGUAAGAAAAAUGUUAAUUUCUAUUUUCCCUUUUCAUGUUCUUUUGUUUAAUUAUAAUGUCAGUUUGGUUACGUUAUAAUGCCCAUUUGUGUGUGUGUUUAUAUAUUUAUAUUCUACUGUUAUUUUAUUUACAUUAUACUCUGUAAUUGUGACUUUAAACAAGGCCUUUUAAAUGAUGCAAAGGCAGCCAAAACUUUGUAUAUAAAUUGCAACAUUUUGACAUGAGUAAAUAAGCAACUUAUAAUUGUAAAA
Molecule: messenger RNA, 5276 nt
Organism: Limulus polyphemus (Atlantic horseshoe crab)
Lineage: Eukaryota; Metazoa; Arthropoda; Merostomata; Xiphosura; Limulidae
Gene: calypso
Product: ubiquitin carboxyl-terminal hydrolase BAP1-like
Exons: 14
Coding region: 150-2399 (749 amino acids)
Biological process (GO): ubiquitin-dependent protein catabolic process; protein deubiquitination
Cellular component (GO): cytoplasm
Molecular function (GO): cysteine-type deubiquitinase activity
Source: RefSeq, a predicted model, not a curated record